Catharus ustulatus (Swainson's thrush) is the source of this 486-nucleotide messenger RNA. RefSeq names its product C-factor-like. The record is from RefSeq and is a predicted model, not a curated record. NCBI's taxonomy places the organism in Eukaryota, Metazoa, Chordata, Aves, Passeriformes, Turdidae. The transcript has 4 exons. Bases 1 to 486 code for a protein of 161 amino acids.
AUGGUCAAGGCAAAUAUACUUGAAACUGAGACACUGGAGGACAUGAGUGAGGUUUACACCACCAACACAAUUGGGCCCCUGCUAAUGGCCCAGGCAUUUCUGCCCUUGCUGAAGAAGGCUGCCCAGGGGAGCCCAGGCUCAGGGCUCAGCUGCAGCAAGGCUGCCAUUGUCAACAUAUCCAGCAUUGCUGGCUCCAUCUCUUCUUUCUUUGGAUGGGACAUAGUUCAAGGCACCUCAUAUCGCUGCAGCAAGGCUGCUCUGAACAUGCUGAGCAAGUGCCAGUCCCUGGCAUACAAGGAGCACGGCAUCCUCUGCGUCGCUCUCCACCCCGGCUGGGUGCAAACCGACUUGGGCGCUGCUGCCGGACACCCGCCCCCUACGACAGUGGAUGACAGCGUGCAAGGGAUGCUGAAGGUCCUCUCCACCCUCUCUGAGAAGGAGACCGGCACCUUCCUGGACUGGGAAGGAAAUGUCAUACCCUGGUGA